Molecule: messenger RNA, 3205 nt
Organism: Bombyx mori (domestic silkworm)
Lineage: Eukaryota; Metazoa; Arthropoda; Insecta; Lepidoptera; Bombycidae
Gene: Gbs-76A
Product: glycogen-binding subunit 76A
Exons: 2
Coding region: 394-2091 (565 amino acids)
Biological process (GO): regulation of glycogen biosynthetic process
Cellular component (GO): protein phosphatase type 1 complex
Molecular function (GO): protein phosphatase 1 binding; glycogen binding
Source: RefSeq, a predicted model, not a curated record
CGAUUAAUGUACAUAUAGAGAUGUCUAGAAUAGGUGAUGUAUUAUUGUCGGCGGGUGGCGGGCACGCACGGUCGGGCCUCGCACGUCUACGCGCGAUCAUUCGCACGAAGCGCAUGCACCGGACGGCUGCGCGUGCUGUCUCUCUCCUACUUUUUUAUUUCCACCCUCAUUCGAUAUAAGGAAUCCUUUUUUUUUUAAAUAAACAUUGAUUCAACACGUUGGCACCGAGUGAACAGUUAUCUUGAAGUGUUUUCGAUUCAUUAAUCAUAAAUUUACAUUCGUUUAAUAAUUAAUAUAAAUAAACUGUAACUUUGUUAAGUGGAACACGAUCAGGGGCCAGGACUAAAAGUGUAUGUGGUUUUCGGAGGCGUGUGCUGGUUGGGUAUUUAUGUGAUGAGUUCCCCUGGCUUGGAGAUGUCCUUGGAGCACGGGCUUCCCGUCCUCAUGAAGAAGACGCAGAUGAGCGGAGAUCGCGCAGGAUCACCGUGCGGUCUGACAUCGAUACUGCCGAUGUCUUGCCGAGGGCGUGCCGUCGCGUUCGCGCGCCACCUACAAACACGGCUACGUAACCUGAGCGGAACACAGGACGAAGACUGUGAGAGCAGCUGGCUUACCCGAGAAAACGCUCAACUCAACAGACCACCAACCUCCCCGGGACAACGCGACCACGACACUUUCUACGAUUUCGAAUUAGAAUGCGAGAGCCCAUGCAGUCCCAUUGAUGAAUGCGACCAUCCUUUUCCUGAACGAUCCCCCACCGAAGAUCAGGACCUACCUUUCUACGAUGUCGAUUCGGAUCCAGAAAUAAAAGAACAAGCGAAACAGUUAUUGCAACAGAACGAUAAAGGGAAGAACGGAUUUAAAUUCGCUACAGCCUUUUACUCAGAUAGCUCGCCCGUGAAACUUCAGCCAGCCCCACGAGAAAACGGUCAUGUUGAUAAACCACUAUAUUCCCCUAUAACGUUUGAGGGUUGUGCGCGACAGAAAAGUUAUGAUGAAGUUGAUAACGCUACGUCAUCUACGAUACCCAAGACAGAAUUCAGCGCUAUACCGUUUCAUCUCAGUACGACAAUUGACAGUGACUCUGAGUUUGAAUCUGCUAAGAGUGAUCCUUCCGACGCUGCCGAUGAUAUUAUAAAAGUUGAAAAUGGCGUUGAUGAAUUAACAGAUUGCGUAGAAAAUUUAUCACUCAUUGAUGUUGAUAUUCCUAUGGAUGAAGAUGUAUCUCGAGUAGAAACAGUAGAAGAAGAACCAGCAGAAUCUAAAUGUUUGAAAACGGAACCUUUAGAAAUAAUUACCAGUGAAGUUCCUAAUGAAAAAGAAGUAUCCCCUUCUCCAGAAAUUGAACCUUCACUUUUAAGUGUAGAAACUCCGAAUGAAGAACAAGAAACGGAAGAUGAUAAGCCUCAACGCGUCCGACGUUGUUCUUCCUUGAAGACUGGCAAAACCCCACCCGGCACACCGGGACGGAAAAAAAUUGUUCGCUUCGCAGAUGUCCUCGGACUCGAUUUAGCGGACGUAAAAACAUUUAUGGACGAAAUACCGGUAAUCCCGAAAUCUGCUUAUGAUGAUCUCACAGGAUGCGAUGUGCAAAAUUCUCCACCGGUUCGAAGCCCUCAACGACUUGGCGCGCUCACCUUGAUUCCACUUUUUCAGCUGCCGCGGGACGUCACGGACAAACUGGAAAGACAGAAUGUGUGUUUGGAGAGUGCUAGGGUUUGCGAUGGCGUGCACGUAACCGUAUGUGGUUCCGUGCGCGUACGUAACUUGGACUUUCACAAAACCGUACACAUUCGGUACACAAUGAACAGAUGGAGAACUUACACAGACUUGCAGACUACAUACGUUCAAGGGUCCUGCGAUGGUUACUCGGACCGAUUCCAAUUUGUUUUAUACGUUCCGGCUAUAACUUCAGGACAGAGACUCGAAAUCGCCGUGCGAUUCCAGUGUAAAGGGCAGCAAUUCUGGGACAAUAAUUGCGGAGCCAAUUAUUGCUUUGAUUGUUUAGCGCUGGGUGCUGUUCCUAACGCUGCACCUUUAGCUUCAGGGCCACUGCAUCCAGCUGUCGACUGGCACCCGUCAUUCUACUGACGCGGCGCGGAAACAGCGACAUGAACGGAGUAGUGAUUGCGUCGCUUGGAGACGCACGAAGGGCUCGCGUGCCGGCCGCUCGCACUCUCAAUAACAUUCCCGUGUUCGUUCUGACUGCGGACGGUCCGGAGACGAAUGUGGCGCAGAACCCCGAAUCAAUGAGGCUUGAAAGAUGCAAAGCGUUUUUGUGAUAUAGAAAAUUAGUUGUAGAUAUUAUAUCGGGUGUACGACUCGUUUUCAGAAUGCGAUUUGCAAUAACGAUUUGUCGAGUUACUGUAUGUCAAAUGUACCGAUUAUACUGUUAUCAUGUAGAGUGUCCUCCGAUAGGACAAUAAAUUGUGAUCGUUAGCGGUGGCGAGGCUUGAGAGGUCAGAGGCACGAGGGCUGCCGUCGAUGUUCCUUUUUGUGUGUAAAUAUUAUAUUAAGAAAUACGAAAUGAAUGAUAUUAAUAUUUUAAUACAAUUUUAUACAAAUUUAGAUUUUAGAAAUAGUCCCUGUUAUGUCAAUAUCGGAUAUGCCUAACGGAAGAUAAUAAUGAAAAGAGAAAAAAAUAUAUAUAUUUGAAUCGAAUGUUGAGAAUAAAAUAAUAUUUAAUAGAUUUAUUGAUAGUAUUUUUGAUUACAGAAUAUUAUUGAAUCAGAAAGUAAUAUAAAAUGUGAAAUUAUUAUUGCAGACAUCAAAUGCGCAGUCGAUAACUCUUCCUAUGUGUUAAAAUUUUACUAAAUUGUAUUCUAUAAUUAAAAGUUAUCAUUGUACUGAUGUUAUAAUCUGAAUUAAUUAUGUACAUACUUUUUUAUAUUUUUAUAUUUGUGUAAAUUCAUGACAUAGCUUCCUACGAGAACUGAUUAAAUUAUAUCUAAUUUGGUUUCGAAGAUAUUAAGUGAAAUUAUUUAGGAAUUAUUAAAAGUAAAUUAUUGUUAUUUUAUAAGAAAUAAUUUAGCUAUAUAAAUUAGACCGUCUAUUGUUUUGUUUGUACCUGAAUUUAUAAAAUCGUUGCCAUAUUAAUUUUAAACGAACGCGAUAUCGCAGUCCUAAAUAAAUAAAUCGUCAGUGUUAAUAUAUUAUGACUUCUGUUUGAAUAAAUACCUACCUAAUAAAUUAAUGUGCAUAAUUA